This is a messenger RNA of Chlamydomonas reinhardtii, 2790 nucleotides long. RefSeq lists its product as uncharacterized. The transcript is spliced from 3 exons. Lineage: Eukaryota; Viridiplantae; Chlorophyta; Chlorophyceae; Chlamydomonadales; Chlamydomonadaceae. Bases 30 to 1136 code for a protein of 368 amino acids. The record is from RefSeq and is a predicted model, not a curated record.
UUGCCCAGCCAGGCCGGCAACCCUGGAAGAUGCUCACCCGGGCGCUGCUUACCCAUGUGCGCCCGGACUCCGCCACCACGUGGGCGUGGGUGUACAGCGACGCGCCUGCCCGGCUGGCGGCCGCGGUCGGCCACGUGCGGAGCGCGGGCGUGGAGCAGCAUCCGCCGCAGCCAGCCACUCAGCCGCCAGCGGCGCCGCCACAGUGGCGGGUUAGCCUGGACCAGCUGUGGGUGGCUAACGCUGCGGGGGCUGUGUCCUACGUCCACUACACAGGGCGGCUCUUGGAGCCUGGGCCUGGCGUGCUGCCCCCGGCGGUGGAUGGGGCGUGGCAGCCUGCCUGUGUGCUGCAGCAUCGCAAGCCGCGGCACCUGUGGACCUUUGAAGAGCGGGCGGCGUACGAUGCAGCAUCACCGGGGGAACGGGCGGGGGCGUGGCCUCGGGCGCUGUACUUUCUGGCGCCGGAGGCUGGGGUGGUGGUGCACCCGGAGCACUGCCGGAUUGCGGGUGUCAGCUUGGCGGACUACACGGUGCGGGACGUGCGGCGGGCCAUCACCGCGGCUAACCCGGCCGCACCACCGGCUCCGGCCCGCCCCGCAGCCAUGCCGUGCCCGGCGCCAGCACAGCAGGCGGGGGGUUCAGGGACCCAGCCGGCGGCACAGUCGCGGCUGGCGGAGCGGGAGGCGGAGUGGCAGCGUGCAGCGGCGCAGCUGACCACCACGGCGGCGCAGCAUUUCCACAAUAACCCAGUGGCUCUGGACCCCUGGCUCCACCGCACCUCCGCGGCAGCCGGGCAGCAGAACACGCCGGCGAGAGAACUGCAGUCGUAUGCGUCCCCGUCCCAGCAGUCGGGUGAGGGGCCGCGGCGGUCCGCGCGGCUGCAGGAGCAGGCGGCGGGCGGGGCGGGACCUAGCACGGGGCCUGCUACGGCGGCGGCGGCAGCAGCGGCGGCAGUGGAGGGCGUCCCUCGCAUGCCGCCCCCGGAUGCGUCCCUUCUGCGGGCUUAUGCGCAGGCGAGGACGUGGCUGCAGCAGCUGUGGGCCUGCGUUGCGCCCCAGGCAGCGGCGCCGCCAGUGACGGACGCGGGCUUCAUGCUGGGGGACCGCAUGGCUUCUCACCGCACAGCUCCAGGCGGCUAAGCUGGAGCACUUUGUUGCCAUCUGGUCGGCGGGUGGCGCGCUUUGUGAAGUGGAGGACGUUCAGGGUGGGUCACCGAAGUUGAACUUGCGGCUGACGCUUGCAUCACCUGUGCAGGCCCCCUAGGUUUCCUUUUGGGCGGCGCUUCUUUCCAGGCGCUGGCGUGGCGUAUUAUCGUCAUCAGCUGAUCUGGCGCCCAUGUGUUUUAGCUCUGGCUGGCGUCGCAGCGCCUGGGCGGCUGUGGGCCUUCCUGCACAGCGUGUCUUGCAGCGGGCUGGAGCCCGCUUGGUCAGCGCCACAUCUGGCCCGUUUAGUUUUCUGCUUGUGUCUCCUCUGCCGGUUCUCCUGGGGUGUUGAAAAAUAAUAAUAAUAAUAUCUACGCAGGGCACAGGUGCCCGCGUGUCUUAAGGAGGAGUGAGACAAGCUCACCCCACCAUUGGAAAACUUGAUUUCCCUACCCCGGCUCCCCUGCGCGGGGGCCGCCAUUGGCGGUCCCCUGGGUGCGGCCUCCCGGGCGGCAUCGGGUGUUGGCAAUGCCCAUCUCUCGCUCUAGCCGGUAGUACAGGUUUGCGGUGCCCUGGAGUGUGGUGACGCUAUGCAUGUGGAGACAUGUGCAGCAGGCCUUGGCUGCCUGCGGUUUGGCUCCUAGGUCUUUGAGGAGAGUUUCAAGGGUACGGGGGACAGUGCCACCGUGUCCCAGUGUAAUAACGUGCUUGGUAUCGUAGUGCACAGUCCACCCUGCAGCUCGCAUGGCAGUGGCAAGGGUGGCGUGCUGUGCUUGUUUUUGAAUGAGCUUCUCGCUGUGGUGCAGGUCAGAGGUGUAUCCAACUUCAAGGAUGUACACUGGGUAGGCCCCUUUGUUGGCUGGUGGGGAUGUCAUGAAGCGUUCUGCUUCGGACCGGGGAAGGUUCGGGAUAAACAGAAUGUCAGGCCGCAUCCUGUUGAGGUCUGCAGCGGGCACUUGCGGGCAGAGCCAUGACGGCGGCCGCAUGCCCGCACAGUACUCAGGCAGUUCAGCUCGGGAGGUGGCAUCCAUUAUCAUGUAGCCACCACCGUUGUGACCAUGGUGUAGGCAUUCGGCAAUCGUCCGCACUGCAGUGUUGUGUUUGGCUAUCCUAGCGCCAACGAGUUGGGGGUGCGCGCAGUGGCCGGCAAGGUGACCUGCGGUGCCACGCUCUGGGUCAGAUCCGCGGCUGCGCUGGGUGUGGGCACAGAGACCACAUUUGUCGCUGUCUCGUAGUUUAAACAAAGCCAGCCGGGCCGGGCAGAUGAGGCCUCCCUGACGAGCAUUCUGUAUGAACCGGCGUAGGCCGUGGCUGGCGUCCGAGUUCGUCAUGUACGCGUUACUGGCGCGUGGGUCAAGGCUGGGUGCUGCCUCGGCCCAUUUCUCAGUGUACAGGGUUUUGUUGGCGUAUCCACCACGGCAGCUGGGGGCCAUUGCCCUGGUGAGGCCCCGGUUUAGGUCCGACACGUAGUGCGUGGCUGUGCUAUCGUCAUCCCUGGUGACCGUGAAGGUCGGCCACCAGUGCCGGGCGUGCGGGUCGUUGUCGGCCGGUUCGGAUACAUCGGCGGGUUUUUCCUGGGUGGCGACGGCAGCCGCCCCUUUAUCGGCUUCCUCGUUGCCGUGUAGCCCGGUGUGCGAGAUCACUUUAAUCA